This is a messenger RNA of Ananas comosus (pineapple), 849 nucleotides long. RefSeq lists its product as uncharacterized. Bases 1 to 849 code for a protein of 282 amino acids. Lineage: Eukaryota; Viridiplantae; Streptophyta; Magnoliopsida; Poales; Bromeliaceae. The transcript has 2 exons. The record is from RefSeq and is a predicted model, not a curated record.
AUGAAAGCAAGAGGAGUUAAUGGAAGGUCUCCAGCCGAGCUUGUGGUAUGCUUCCCCUCAGGAGGGCACCUCUCAUUGAUGCCAAAACCCAUGUAUGACCCAUCCCGGCCCAUUAAGCCUCUCAAGCGCCUACACCCUUCACGACCCACCAAGCACUAUGGCCCAGCCCAGUCCGGCAUUAAGCCAAAGCAUGUGAGCUCAGAGGGCAUCGACGAGCCGACGUCCCCGAAGGUCACAUGCGCCGGACAAAUCAAAGUCCGGCCCAAUACUAAGCCCAAACUCAGGCCCAAGUCCAAGAACUGGCUCUCCGUUGCAAAGGAGAUGGAGCGGCUCCAGAAGCACUUCUUGCACUUGCUAAGCUCCCUCGGAAGCCUCCGCUUCAGCAUGAAGUGCUUCGGCUCUUUUGACAAUUACAUUACGGAUGAAGAAGAUGUUGCAGAAGAUGAUGAUCAUGGUGAUAAUGAUGAAGAGGAAAAUGAUGGUUUUGAAGAGGAACCAUCACCACCACCAUCAACACGACCACCAAAUGCUCUUCAUUUGAUGAGGAGCAAAUCAGAGCCGUCCAAAGGGUGGGUGGGGGAAGAUGAUGAAGAGACGAGUGGUGGGGGAGAGGAGAUGCGUGGCAGUACCAGCGUUAAGAUGAUCAGAGAGGAGGGCGGUGAUGAUGAUGACGAUGAAGAGGAGUUGAUUUUGAUGAGGUAUGGCCCGGAUUUUUGUAAGCUCUCAAUGGAUAUCGCGAAGGAGACUUGGGUUGUUGGGAGCGCUGAUCCGUUGGGGAGGAGCCGGAGUUGGAAGAGCUUCUUGCAUAAGUCAGAUAUAGAGCAAGGUCUAGAGAUUUUAAUGAAAUGA